UGAAAAAUCUCGAUUGUCUCGUCUCUGUGUCGCGCCCCUUCUCUCCAUACUUCGCCGAUUCGCAUGGCGUCUCAGAAUCUGACUGAGUAUGAACGGAAGAGACUUGAGAAUAUUCGCCGCAACGAUGAAAUGUUGGCUGCCCUUAAGAUUCAUUCCAAAGCCUCUGAAGUAUCCGCCGCAGCGAAGCGCUCAAGGGUUGCAUCCAAAUCUUACACUCUGAAAUCUGAAAAGAAGCCUAAAACGGAAACUCCAGUGGUGAUCCGAAGGUCCUUGCGAUCCAGAGGCAUGCCACCCGAUUCCGAGGGUUUGAAGGAUGUCGCUUUGGAAUCUGUCAAUGUUACUGAGAAAUCACCGGCCAAAGUGUUGGGUCCUCUUUCCAUGAGAGAUGCUUACGAAGGGGAUGAAUUUGACCGCUCCUUAGUUGAAGCAAUUGUGGGUUUGGCUAAGAAGGAAGCUCAUUCUCAUGCUUUGAAUGGAGAAGGAAUUGGUAGCUGCGCAGAUGGGAAUGCUUUGAAUGUCGUUAAGGAAAGAAGCGUCGGGGCUUCUUGUGAUUUAGAGAGGAGAAAGGAGGAAUACAAGGUCAGGGGUACGUUGAAGUUGGAAUCUCUAACUUUGGAUUCCGAUAACAUAGCAAGGGUGGUUCCAUCAAGGAUAACCACUGCACGAUUUUUUCCUUCAAGCAGUGUGAAGAUGAUCGUGACAGGUGACAAAUUGGGAAAUCUUGGAUUCUGGAAUUGCGAUUCUGUCAAUAAUGAAGGAAAUGAAGUUCAUUUAUACCACCCCCAUCCAGCUGCCAUUUCUGGGAUCUUGGUUCAAAGAUAUUGCUUGUCUAAGAUUUACACAAGUUGCUAUGAUGGAUUGGUUCGCCUGAUGGAUGCUGAAAAGGAGAUUUUUGACCUGGUGUUUAACAGUGAUGAAACUUUAUACUCUCUCUCACAGCCAAACAAUGAUGCCAACUGCCUAUAUUUUGGCGAAGGUCCUGGAGGCUUGACCAUUUGGGACAGCAGGACAGGGAAAUGUACAUCCCAAUGGGUUUUGCAUGGAAGUAGGAUUAAUACAAUAGAUUUCAACCAGGAAAACCUUCACAUGAUGGCAACUAGUUCUUCUGAUGGAACUGCCUGCACCUGGGAUUUGAGAUAUAAUAAGAAGUCCAAGCCGAGUGCCCUAAGGACAUUUACUCACCAAAGAGCUGUGCAUUCUGCUUACUUCUCCCCUUCUGGGCGUUCUCUGGCAACUACAAGCCUGGACAACACAAUUGGUAUAUACGAUGGAGUUAACUUCGAGAAUGCAUCGACUAUGUUCCACUUCAAUCAGACAGGCAGGUGGCUUUCUACCUUCAGAGGAAUAUGGGGUUGGGAUGAUUCCUAUAUCUUCGUUGGCAAUAUGAAAAGAGGAGUUGACGUUAUCUCUCCUGUUCACAAGAAAAUCGUCAGGACUCUACAGAGCCCACACAUGUCUGCCAUUCCGUGCAGGUUUGAUGCUCACCCUUUUGAGAUUGGGACUCUCGCGGGAGCUACUAGUGGGGGACAGGUUUAUGUGUGGACAUCAUCCUAAGAGAACCAUCUAAUUAUGCACUAAUCUCGUGUACAAUUAAAUGGAAUGCUCGUUUGCGGUCUUUAGACUGGUUGGUUGCUUGUAUGAGGCUUAAGUUCAUUGUCUAGGCACUAGAUAGUGUUAUGUGAAGCAUUUUUAUUCCUUGUAUGCUUAAUAUGUUAUGUCGAAAGCGGUGAUGAUUAAAAAUUAGGAAAAUAUAAUCAUUAAUUUUUAUAAUUUUAUCGAAUUUUGCUUUCAA
Molecule: messenger RNA, 1792 nt
Organism: Prosopis cineraria
Lineage: Eukaryota; Viridiplantae; Streptophyta; Magnoliopsida; Fabales; Fabaceae
Exons: 5
Coding region: 64-1554 (496 amino acids)
Biological process (GO): regulation of DNA damage checkpoint
Cellular component (GO): nucleus
Molecular function (GO): protein binding; DNA binding
Source: RefSeq, a predicted model, not a curated record